Molecule: messenger RNA, 1888 nt
Organism: Pygocentrus nattereri (red-bellied piranha)
Lineage: Eukaryota; Metazoa; Chordata; Actinopteri; Characiformes; Serrasalmidae
Product: cell wall protein DAN4
Exons: 11
Coding region: 82-1044 (320 amino acids)
Source: RefSeq, a predicted model, not a curated record
UCAGUGCACAAACACCAGCACGCACAUACUACUCCCUCUCACACAGACACAUACACUCUCAGCAACCUGAGCCUGAACAGGAUGGAGAAAAUAACUGCCACUGUUCUUACAGUUAUAGGUGCCUUGUUGGUUACAGCUGUUGUCAGCAAAAAUACAGAGCUCACCACUGUUUCUCAUCCUGGGUUACAAAACACCUCCAGUAAUGAUUCCAUUUCAGCUGAAGAUGAAGGAGAGAGUAAUACGACCACAAGUGUCAUUGCUAACACCACCUCAAGCAGUACUACACCAGAAAAAGUUCAAUCUCCAGAAAAUAAAACAUCCAUCAACAAUACUGCUUCACCUGGUUCUGUUACCAAAACCACACCCAGCAAGAUAGCAGCAGAUACAGUCACACCUGGACCAAAAACUGACAACUCUUCCAAUAAACCUGACAGCACGACUGUGAGAGGAAAAACCUCACCUUCAAAACCAGCAACAACUCAGCAGACUAUGACAAAAAAACCUCCUGUGCCCUCUUCAAACAACAGAAUAACAUACAUCAUCAUCUUCACCAUUGUCAUGGUGUGUCUUAUUGUUGCCAUCGUUUAUUGCUGUUUUCAGAACAAAACCAGAAGGUUCUCUCUAGAACAUAGCAAAAAUGAAGAUGCUCAGAUUCCACUUAGUGCAGUGGAGCCUGAAGUGUUUGAGGCCAGCCCACCUAAAGACAUGCAAACCUUCAGUGCUGCUGAAUUCACCAUUGCAGCUAACAGUGCCCCACCAGCAGAUGGAGCGGAGAAGCAGGAAGGGGAAAAAGCAGCGACUGAACCCAAUCAGCAAGAAAAGGAGAGCUCAACUGGCACCCAGACCACUGUGCCACUAAGUGAUAAACCCAGCGAGCUCACUGUUGUGGAUCUGAGUGAUGGAGAUCCAGCUAUUUCUACCAAGACCUCAGUGGAGUCUCUGGAUGUGCCACUUAAUGAAAACAAUAGCAACAACCGAGCACAAGCAAACAUGCGUGAUUUUAGUGGUGACUUCACUGAGAUCUCCCUUGAUGAUGGACUUUAAGUCAAGCAAAAAAUACUGAGGAGAAAACGACUAACCCACGUUACUGGAAACAUGAGCCUGCUUAACGGACAAAGAACCCAAAAGAAAUAUAUAUUUUGUCAAAAAUAUGUCUUUUACCAACUCUGUUUUACCAAGCUCUUAUACCAGCAUAUUAUUUUCAGCAAAACAGCUUUAAGAGAUGCUAUAAAUAUUACUUUCAUUUCAGAUGCAGUUUAGGAGGACAAAACACGUCAAAAGUCACGGUUAACGUUUGCUGUAUGAGUCUAACACGUCUCUAUAUACUGUCAUAUGCAAAAGUUUGAACAGUCUUGGUCAAAUCACAUCUGUUGUUGAUUUCAUAAGUGAAAAUACUACUAAGUUAGCAUAGCCUUUACUAAAUGGUGGUUUCCUGCUAAUUGUAAUUUCAUUUUUAUUUAUUUGUUGAGUUGAACUUACAGGAAAAUAUAUGUAUAUAUAGGCUAAAUAUAAGCUUUUGCAUAUGGCGGUAUUAUUGUGAUUUCUAAACUAUGGGUUUAUGUUAAAUAAGUGCACCAGAUUAAUUACGUAGUUUAAAAUGUGGACCUGUAAAGUUGUUUUUCCAUUGAAUUACAGUUUAGAUCAUCAAUUAUUAUGCGUUGAACAUGACUGUAUAUAUAAUGGCAUAGUUAAUUUUUUUGCUUAUUGUAAAAAUUAUAUAAUGCCUUAAUAAUCAUCCUUAUUAUGGUACCUCUAAACCUGAGACUGUCUGUAUUGAGGGUUUGACAUGAUUAUUCUGUGGUACUAAUUCUCAUUACUAGUUGUUUUGUGUGUUGACUUUCUGUGUGGAUUGUUUUGGAUGAAUACAUUAAAAUAGUAUACAACCCCA